Molecule: messenger RNA, 798 nt
Organism: Rangifer tarandus platyrhynchus (Svalbard reindeer)
Lineage: Eukaryota; Metazoa; Chordata; Mammalia; Artiodactyla; Cervidae
Source: the annotation of a GenBank genome assembly
AUGGAAAGGCAGCCCGCUGGGGUCAUGAAGUCUGCCAGCUCGCGUAAGGGGCCUCGUGCCGACAAGCGGGGGGUGGGCAAACCUGGAGAAACGCAACCCGGAAAGAUGGCACUCGGAAAUACAGCGGCUCUGCAGAAAACGAGCAGAGGCGUCGUCUAUCUCGGGCACAUUCCCUCGGGUUUCAACGAACCACAGAUGUUCCGCUUUUUUUCACAGUUUGGUGAGGUAGUAGGCGUGGAGCUGCGCCGGAGUAGGAAGACCGGGCGGAGCAAGGGAUACGCUUAUAUUGGAUUUGAGCUGCCUGAGGUUGCUGAGAUCGUAUCAGAAACUAUGAACAACUACAUGAUGUUCGGCCGCACACUGGUUUGCCAUCUUGUUGCACCUAACCGCGUGCCUCCGAGGCUUUUCAGACAUUGGGGAAAAAGGUUUAGACGUGUGUCCACGCGCGUCCGAGCGAUGCAACAGCAUAACAAACCCGAUAACGCGCUUCCUUCGCUACGACAAGUGAGGAGGCGGCUAGAAAAGGAGAGGAAAGUCGCACAGCACCUGAAACUUCUGGGACUGGACCACGUCGCCCUGCCAUCCCUCGUCCCAGUUUCCGACAGUAAUAUGGCAGUGAGGGAUACUGCCUCUGAAAAGAGCAGGGAACGACCCCUUGAUAAGGCAGCGACCCUCUCUACUUCGGCGAAAACCCCCUGUCCUGCCGGAGUUGGGAAGGCAUUCAGGCGCAGGCGAAAUCACCAAGAGAAAGCGUCGGGCAGCCAUGCCAGCUCCUCCACGCAGAAGACGCCCACCUAG